Messenger RNA from Pneumocystis murina B123, 1890 nucleotides. RefSeq lists its product as hypothetical. Gene Ontology annotation, biological process: fungal-type cell wall biogenesis; transmembrane transport. The transcript is spliced from 4 exons. The coding region runs from base 1 to 1890 and encodes 629 amino acids. The record is from RefSeq and is a predicted model, not a curated record. NCBI's taxonomy places the organism in Eukaryota, Fungi, Ascomycota, Pneumocystomycetes, Pneumocystales, Pneumocystaceae.
AUGUUACUACUAUGUAUUUCAUCAGUUUUUGCAUUUCAGAAUCAUAUUGCAUUGGUCGAUAAUAUUUUUUAUUCAAAAAACUAUGAAUCAUGUUCAGAUCAUUCAUUAAUUGAAAUUUCAUAUUUUUCAGGAAAAUAUCAUCAUAGAGAACGAUUAAUGGAAUUCGAAAUGUCAGGGAAAAGUUCUGUAAAUGAUAAGAUAAUGAGUAUACUUAAUUUUUAUCCAAAAGUUAAGCUUAAAAAAACAGUAACAUUUUUGUUUACAGUGCAUGAAAAAAUACAUAUAAAUCAAACUUAUGACCCAUGUGUUAUUAAAAUUCCGGGACUAUGUUCUAUAUCUUCAACACCAUAUUUUUUAACCAAAGGAGUAUUACCUCUUUCAGCUGAAAAAACAAAUGUUUCAGAGUUUUUUUUCAAUAUUCCAGAUUUUGAAGGAAAAGUGUAUUUCUACUUUCAUUCGACAGUGACAGGGGAAGAAAUAGGUUGUUUAAAAACAAGUAUUGUAAAUAAGCAAUCAUUUCGCAAUAAUAUUAUAACGUGGAUAUGUCUUGGAUUUUUCGGACUAUCUGCUUUCAUUUCUUUUAUGGCAUUUUCUUCACAAUCUAGCUUUUCAUAUGCUUUACUAGCAGCUUCUCAUUCUAUUCCUGGACUAUUAGCAUUUUGGAGCUAUUUUCAAUUUCUAGCGAGCAUCACAAUGGAAAAUGUAAUAUAUCCAACUUCUUUAAUAGCAUGGGCUUCCAAUUUUUCAUUUUCUCUUGGUCUUAUUAAAUUUUUUCAAGAACUUAUAUAUCUCUUUAAUAAAUUUUCAGAAAAGCAUAUACAUCUCACUUUAGGAAAUGUUAAAGAAAAACAAAAUAACAAUAAAUUUGUAUUAUCAAACUCUUAUCAAGGUAUUCAAGGACAACUUAAUUAUUUAAAAAUAGCUAACACUAAUGCGUUUAUAACAUCAAUUACUUGUUUUGUUUCAGCCGUUUUAGGGUUUCUUGUCAUUUCUACAAUUGCAUGUCUUAUUACAAGGAUUAUUAGACGAAAUGAAAUUUUUAUUCGAAGAAACUGGAUAAAUUUUAAUCUUUGGUCAAUUUUAAGAUUGCUUGUUAUCAAUAUUUUUGGAAUAUCAUUUAUUUCUAUUUAUCAACUAGCACUACAUGAUACUUAUCAGCCUAAAAUACUCUCUACACUUUCACUACUCGUAUUUGUGGUACCAAUAUUAAUUCUAAGCUCGUUGCAUUUCUUUCGCAGUCAUUUCAGAAAAUUAGAUUCAGAAAUGACUGCUAAAUACUGGGGAUGGCUUAUUGUUGAAUAUAAUUCUAAGAGACAACAUUUUUAUCUUGUUUUUUUCAUUUAUUCCCUAUGUAAAGCAUUUCUUUUAGGACUUUUCAACUUCCCAUCUAAAGCACAAACAAUUUCACUUUCUGCAGUCGAAUUAUUGUAUUUGUUAAGCAUAUUAAUAUUAUUUCCUUUCGAAUCUAUUAGAGCUUAUACUCUUGAAUUACUUCUUGGAGCAAUUAAAACAUCAUGUUUAGGAAUCAUUAUCACAUUUUCCUUUAAUAUAUCGGAAUUAUCACGAGCAUUAUUAGGCAUGACAAUUAUAAUGAUAUCUACUAUAGGUUUAUUGACUUUAUUCAUUUUUACUCUAUGGAAUUUUAUUAUUGUUUUUCUUCUAGCUACUUAUAAAGAUCAUAUUAAUUAUGAUUCUUUUGAAACAAACACCUUGUCUGAUAGAAUUCACAAUUAUAAACAAAAAAUCUUUAAACAUAAGAAAUUUGGAAAAGUUUUCGGUUAUGAUCAAUAUCUUUAUCCACAAAAGAAAUAUUAUACAUAUUCUUCACAAAGUUCCGACUCUACUCUUCAUAACUCUGAAAAAUACUAUAUUAAACAAUAUCCCAAAUAA